Pichia membranifaciens NRRL Y-2026 is the source of this 7873-nucleotide messenger RNA. RefSeq lists its product as hypothetical. The transcript has a single exon. The record is from RefSeq and is a predicted model, not a curated record. Lineage: Eukaryota; Fungi; Ascomycota; Pichiomycetes; Pichiales; Pichiaceae. The coding region runs from base 79 to 7761 and encodes 2560 amino acids.
GCACAUAUACGAUAGAGCAGCACAUCUAUCUUUUUCCCAAAGGCCAAACGCAAGUGGUGGUGUGGAUAAGGGAAGACAAUGGUAUAUUCUUUCAACUGGUACGGCGUGGUGGUGGUGUGCUACAUAGCUCACAGGGCCUUGCAGUACCUCAUCUACGUCUGCUUUGGCCUCGAGUAUAGCUACAUCAAUCCGUUCGCUCUCACGAUUCACGGGCUGAAAUACAAGUCGAAUGCUGCUGAGAAGGUUGGAAUCGAGGUGGGGCGAGUCAAGUUGCAUUUCUCGGUGUUCCGCAAACGCAACUCACACGUGAACCUCUCCAUUAGUGACGUUGUCUGCGACUUGACAGGGAUACCGGAGGUGAAUGCCUCUUCGGAGCACAGCGCCUCUGCACAUUCUGCGUCUGGCAGCAAGGAUUCAACGCCGAUCUACGAUAAAAAGUUUAUAGAAAAACUCGGGCACGACCGUCCUUAUGACCCAAAGGCACCUGUUGUCAUAUUCCCCGAGGACAAGAAGUUGAAACGACUCACCAAUUUCCUUAUCAAGUCGCUGCCACACUUAUCCUUUGUUUUCCUGAACUCGAAAAUCUUGCUUACCCCAGAUUUGUCGGUGGUGUGUGAGAAAAUAACAGGUAAGACCGACAUCAACAGCCCUGUUGCCAACCCCUCGUUUUUGAAAAGAUCGAGAAACUUGCAUCACACAUGGGCGUCAUCCCUACAGCUGGAGAACUGCUAUCUAUUCAGCAAAUCGGCGGAUCAGAUUCUAUCGAAAUUCAUUGGUCGAUGUGAAACUUCAAUCAAUUUCAAACUAGACUUGAAUACCGGAGUGGCCUCCUCGCUCAAAAUCAUACUGAGGCUCGUGGAGAUAGAAGUCUCGGUCCUUUAUCUCCUCAAGUUGAUAAAAGCUGUGAACCCAAAGUUUACGGUGGUAGAUGCCGAUGAUGCCGACGAGGUAGGAAAAAGUGACAAUCCAAAGAGCGUACACAAAUAUAGGCUUUACUUUUACGGUUUUGUCUUUAGGCUAUUAAAACAUGCCAGUGUUUCCAUACAAACGUUGUCUCUCACAGAAAUUCCUGCCACUACUACGAAAAAGAUUAACAAGUUUCUUGAGAAACAAGAUGAUGCUUCGCUCGAUGAUGUGAUCUUUGUUGCAGUAGAAGUAGCCUCUUCCUCUUUAGAAGUAGGCCCCGUGAGUCCAAAUCAGGUAGGAUAUAGUUUGAAAUUUGUUGAAGGAUCGUUGCCAUUACAAUGGAUUGUCACCUUAGGGAAUAUCAAGCUCUCAUUGAACUACUCAAAAAUACAGAACUACACUGGAACAGAAAAAGAGUUCGAUAUAAUGUUCAUUCCUAAUUUGUUAUUCACUCUGGAAUCUACCAUGCUGAUCAACCUCUUACGUGUCGUCUUUGAUAAGGAGAUCAAGCAUAAUUUUACGAAGAAGCAAACAAUAAGUGUUUUACAAUUGACCGUUGCGAACCCUUCAAUGGAUGUCAGUACCGAGCAACUAAGUAUACUAUUAAAAGCUUUCAAGGAAAGGAAGGUCGAAAUUGCCAAAAGAGGUAUGGAUACUUCAUCCGACCCAGCUACGCCAACCAGUGCAGGCACAUCCUCAUCCGAUGCGUCAAAAAAGGAUGAGAAACAUAGGAAGGAUGAGCUCAAGAAAAUUAUCUUGAACACUUCACCUAAGUUUCAAAUAAAACUACUUUUGGAAAAACCUCUACUGAUGAUCAAAUCCGAGAAUGGAGUUAUUGAAAACAGAAAUAUUCAUCUGUCCACCUUUCAACCUUCCAUGUUGAGCCUUCAGUUUGAAGUUACUGCCAUUGAUAAAGGUAUGGACUUUUCUUUUCGUUGCGAUAUUCCAGAUACAUCAUUAAUUUACCAGCGUGACAACCUCAACCGAAGUGCUGUCACGAUAAAGGAUUCUCAAAUUAAAGUGAAUGCUCACCUUUUUGAUCUUUAUGAUGUCUCUCUAUCUCUCGAGCUAGGACAAGUAAUGCUUGACUUGAAUAGUUUAGAGGUUUUGAAUGGUUUGAGUAUUUUGUACAAUUCUUUGCUGACACAUCUGCUUAAUAACAAACCAGUCAUCCCACGAAAAAAGAAUCAUAAAGUGGAUGCAGCUAAAAACGCUCAUGAAUCUCUAUUCAACCCUAUACCAGACUGGUUCUCUCAUGUUGGAAUAAGUCUGAACAAUAUCAUAUUGAAAAUUGGCUCCAAAUCCCUUUUUAUACCACCAGAUGAACUGUUAAGCGAAUCUAAUACUCAAAACAACAUCGUUAAUCAUAAAAUUUUCACACCAUCAAGUGUAACCUAUAGUAUCAAUAAAGUAGAUAUUCAGUUGAAGAAUCAAAUUCAAGAAGGAGAAAGUGAUGACAACCCUUCGACGCACUACUCGGAAUAUUCAAAAUCACCGGAAGAUUACUACUGGACUAUUUCUGGAAAAGUAGUCAACUCACAAAUACUAACCAGAAUGUUACACCCAAGCUUAGAAGUUGAUAUUAAGGAGAGAAUUUUACAGAUACCCGAAAUUGAUUUGAGUUUUUAUUGCUUAAAAAAUGGGGUUUUCGAACUUUCUAAUUUUGUUACGAAAUUGAACAUUUCUCAUAGUGUAUCUUCUCAUUUCACUAUUUUUUCAUCCUUUUAUUUACUCAAAAAUGCUUUGUCACAUCAUAAAUCCAGUAAACAAACAGAGAAUACUAGACAUGAACAUGCUUCCAAGGUAAAUUCCGAAUCUCAAACCGAAGAGCUAUCGUUACUUAAUGUGCUAAACAUAAAAUGGUUUUUAAAAGAAGCUCAGAUCAAAGUUAUGAUGCCGCAAGAGUUUAGCUUCAGGUUAGACUUAUUUGACCUUAAGGGAUUUGCAAACACUAAGACGGUUGUGAUGGAGCAAAAGCUUCUCAGGCUAGCAGUUAAAAAAUAUCCAAAAGCCGAAUUUUACAAUUGCCUUUUAACACUUGAUAAUAUGAGAUUGGUAUGUCUACUCCCUGAUGAUUCCAAUGAAUUAAUGAAAGUUUCUAUUCACGAUAGUAAUAUUAAAAUUUCUAUACCUUCAAACUUCAUAGUUCAUUCUCUUUUUGACGCAAUUAUUCUUACAGCUAAAUUAACCAAGAAGUUUAUUGCCUCUGUCAAAGAAGGGCCCUCGAGAACUCUCGAUAAGACCUCUCCAACAGGCGUGGUUAAGUUACCAAAUAUUAAACUUAAGUCCGAAUCCUUGGCCUUUAUGAUUGAUGAUGACCCAUUUGAAGCAGAGUUAAAUAUGAUAUUUCAACUCGGACUUUUAGAGCAAAGAGCUAGGCUUGAAAAGUACAAGUGUUUCAACCAAUACUUAGACACAGUGAAAGAAAAGGCUGGUAAUAGAUACAGCGAUGAUAAAAGGUUAUCUUUUUUGAACAAAAAUUUGAGCAGUUUGUUUUCAAACCCAUCUUUGCUGGAGCAAAACAUUGAAGAUGAAGAAUUGGCAUUUAUUCUGACGGACUGUGGCAAGAAGCUACACAAACUUAGAGUCAAUAUUUCCAAAUCGUGGAUCAUGUUGAUUAAAGAAUUUAAAUUGAAAAGACAUACAGUUGUACAAUCCAAUAUGGAAUUCUUGAGCGCAAAUCUGGGUUCAUUUUUACCAGUCUCAUCAUCUUUUAAUUCCAAACUUGUCGAUUUCAAUGAAAAUCCAUCUUUGAUGGGACUGUAUUUUCAUAACUUCACUGCCCGGGUUAGACCCCCCAAGUUUGAAAAUGAUUCAGGCGAUGCUCUUGAGUUUAUGUACCGUGUCGGGAAAGGUGUUCCUAAGGACACGGAGUGGGAUAAGGUUAUUCCUAUGAGACUCAUUCUUAGUGCAAGUGAGGUACGGGUUCAUUUAAGAGACUUUCCUUUGCCACUGGCUUAUAUUCCAAACUACAAAUCUGCAGAAAGAUGGUCAGAUAGUUUUGUUCUCAAAGCUACGUUGGUUUUUUCGGAGCCGAUGCCAAAAACAGACAAAGAAUACAUGUAUUUGCCUGUUCCUAUGUAUUUCAAUGUCGUCGAUGAAUGUGGAAUUUAUUCUUGGCAAGCCCCCAAAACAACAACUUCUGUAAAGUGUUAUUACGAAUGUGAGUGCAUAAUAAGCUCCGAUAAUCCAACUAUGGUCACUUGGUCAACAGCAUACCAAGCCGUGAUGAGGCAGUUGAAUAUUUGCUUUGAUACAUUCAGUAAGCCAACAAGCGAUCCAAGUCCGAAAUUGGGGAUUUGGGAUAAGAUGCGUAACAUCUUACAUGGAUAUGUUAAAAUCAAUUGGAAAAAUGAUGAGUCCGAAGUACGGCUGAAUAUCUUGAAUUCUUAUGAUCCCUACAAAAUACUAGGUUAUAAUGCAGGAUUCACAUUAGUUUUCAAAAAAGGAGUUGAGUGGAUGAUUAAUGAUCCUCACAGGAAACUCGAAAGAGACUACUUCAUAUUCAGAUCAAAGAGCAUUUUGUUUGGUAUUCCAAAUCAUUUGUCACAACCACUGCCAUGCUGGUGUUCCAAAAACUUGAUAUUUUUGCCAUCUAGUGACGAAAAUCUUGUUCUUUCUUCCAUGUACGGGUAUUACCUUGAUCAGAAUCUUUACGUUUCUGAUGAUUCCCACUUGAAAGAUAUUAUCGAUUUAAUCAGAGAUCUGGAAUUUGAGACGCACAAUAUAUGUUUGAAUGGAGAUAUAGAACUCACUCUAUCAAUGAUUUUUGAGAGGAAAAAUGAAGAUGGGACAAAAUCAAUAAAAUUCAAACCACACUAUGAAAAUAUUCUGACUAGCUCAGAUAAAGUGAAGGAUAAAGAUAAUUUUGAUUCUUACAAAGGUUUUAGGUCCGAUUAUAUCCAUAUGGCAUUAAAAUUGUCCGCAAAAGCUUCAACUUACAAUGUGCUAAGAUUAACUCCAAGAUCUAUCUUCCAUUUUAUAGGAUGGUUUAAACAGUUUAGUGGAGAUAUUGGUUUGCCAAUACGGAAUGGUACACUCUGGGCAGCUAAUGAAGAAUCCGUGAAGUUGGGAGGGCAUUUAAUGACCUUCAAGUUUAUGUUUGAUGUUGCACCUUUGUACAUUUUUCAUGGUUAUCGGAUAGAUCUCACAAAGCCUGACAAUCAUACUGUAAUCGGCCUAAAGGCAAAAAUUGCAAACUUUAGGUGUGACUUGCACCAGAGAAAGGAGAAGAAGGUAAAACACGUCGACUUUUUGGAUCAAAGUUUUGAAAUAAUGAAAAUGAGCUUUUACAUUGGGAAAGUAGACUUGGAUGACGUGGAUUUAAGAAUAGUGGGAUUGAAAUUUGAAGAACCCGGGGAUAAAACUAUGCCCAUACAUAAAUUUGAAAUUUUUGAUGAUGACCAAGACUGGGUUGACUUGAAUGAUUAUGAAGAAGUUGGCCUUCCAGCUAUAGCUAAUUGUGAUAUUACCGGGCAGAUACAUCCUUUAUCAUAUGCUUCGCAUUUUUGUUAUUGGAUGAAUAUGAAGUUAGAUGACAACCAAUUCGGAAAUGAAGAUUCUCAUGAUUGCUGUAUAGAUGCUGAAAACUUUCCAAAAUCAAAAUUUCAGCAUAUCUUUGAUACGGAUAAACUCAAAUUCAAAUGGCACUCUUUCAUCAGAAACUUAGUAUUUGAAUAUCUGGCUGGUAUUGAAUUCAGAGCUGCUUAUGUUUAUAGUACCUCGUACACGGCAAGAAAGGCAGUUGUUGAAAAGCUUGAAGAAGCCGGUAAAUCACAACCUGAUUCGGCAGGAACAAAAAAAAUGCCUGACUUUAGUGUCAAUAAUGCUGAAGAGUUUGAUUAUGUUAUGCGAAGUUUAAAUGAUUUUGCGAAAAAUACGGUUGCUGUAGAUCACAUGCUACUUAGAUUUAGAGAUGUUCAGCUUCAGAUGAUGGUUAGCCCAUCAGAUGACCAUUUGGUUUUAUUCCGAACUCAACAUAAUGAGAUAGAGAUUGUUUCAUUGAUGGAUGAAGGUUGGGUGAAAUACUUGAAGUCGGCCGAUAUUGCCAAGCGUUUUGGUACUAUUUUCAAGAAUGCAGAUUUAUUGAUGAUGUCAAGGAAAGAAUACGCAAGCAUAGGCAAAAAAAACAAGCAUUAUGGUAGCACUUCCUCCUGGCCUGCAUUCUUGGAUGGUGAUGAACCUGAAAAUUAUAUUAAAAGCAAGACUUUGCUAUCGGAUGUUUUGAUAUAUUUUGUCAUGGAAAAAGCAUCUAAUUCUUACGCAGGAGGAAAGCGUAGAAAUAAAUUGUACUUGAACAUCCCAACAUUUGAGACAAGAAUUGAUUCAGAUUCUUAUCUAACUUUUUUCAAAGUAGCACAGAAGCUAAUGAUGUACGUCAGUCCACAGCAGAAACACUUUGCAGAAAUGGUAGAGUCUCUUGCCCUUGCUACGGAGGAUACGAACAAGCGUUUUCUUCUCCAGAAUUUAGAAGCAUUAUCACAUGAGAUAAGAACAUUGUUGUUUAUUCACAAAACAACAACCCCAUUAAGAUGUGUUUCAAAUGGUGAAACAUAUUUUGACCCCUUGUUGCGUCAAAAAUGCUCAAAAUUAUUUUCUAAAGCAUUGAUUCUAUCAAAACUUGCGCUGCAAUCUUCAGAUUCAGUUGGUGAUGAGAAAGAUGACGAAUGUUUUAUGGAAUGGGUAAUCACAGCUUCUAACAUUAAUAUUGACUUCGUUGACAACAAGCACACGUUUAUGAAUUUUGCCAUGAAAGAAAGUUCUUUUUCAAGACUCGAAAUGCUUGAUAAAUCUACCAUAAAUGAGAUUUCAAUCAAGAAGAUUCAAAUUGGAAAUAAAGAUUACAACAUUUUAUACCCCGAACUGUUAACCCAAUUUGUUCCAAACGGGCAUGAUAUUAAAGGCACGAAUUUAGAUUCUAUGGUUAAAAUUAUGUGGGAAUUUGGUGAGAAGGUUGGGGGAAUGCAUAAUAUAAAGAAUGUCGAAAUUGAGUGCCAUCCGAUGAAAAUAUCAAUGGAAGACAAAACCGGCUUGAAACUUAUGCAUUUUUUAUUCCCCGAUGAAAUAAAAUACCAGGACAGUAAACGUGUUGGUGAUAGCAGCAGCGAUGAAGAUGAUGAGUACUCUUCAAGUAGUACCGAAGCAACUGUUAUUGAUUCAGAUAAUGAGAUGACAGAAUCUGGUAUUGAUAAAGAUAACAAUGCGCACAAUGGUACUUUAGCAAAAGAGGAGUUAGAGAAGACAGAAGACAUAUCAAAGAAAAAGUCAUCAGCCGAAAUCCUAAGUGAGUUUCUCAGUACGAGUGACGAGUCCAGAGAAGAAUUAUACAGUAACAUUAGUAAAAAAAGCUCGAUAAGUUUUGUGGGUUCACAAUCCACAAAAAAUGUGAAGGCUGAGAAUAAUAUUAUCUCAACAUACUCACAGAAAUUAAACAAAAGUCUUGUCAGUGGUAAGAUUGUCAACACAGUCCCUGCACUGGACAAUCUGUUGAAGGCCAAUAUCAAGAGCAAGAACCCAGAGCUUUCAGAUAAGUCUCUGAGUAUUUCAGAAAUGUCGGAAAGAGCCAAGACUUUUUUUUCGAUUAGAAAGUUCUUGUUUGCUGACUUUGUGCUCAAUGUAACGUUUUCAGGAAAGGGAAAACUUAGAUUGAUUAACGUUAAUAACCUAACAUUAAUGGUUCCCGCCUUUCAGGUUUCAAGGAAAUUAUGGACUAGUAUUGAUAUGAUUAACGCUGUGAAAAAGCAUGUUGUGAAAACUUUACUCAAACAAACCGGCCGCUUGUUGAGGAAUAAGAUGUUUGUUUACAAAAGCAAAAAGAGAGUCAAUCGUUUGAAUAAAGCAGUAAGUAAGCGAUAGAUAGAAUUGUUCCAAUAUAAAAGUUAUAGUUGCAAAGUUUUUAUUUAUAGUACAAGAAGCGCACAAGUGUCAACUGUAAUACGGGUUCAGUCGAACUUGACCUGCACGUGCC